UAAUCACAAGAGUGCCGGCUGCUUACGGAGGGUGGGUCCGCAGUGGGUUCAGUUGUAGCCGGCUGAACAACAAAACGUCCCACCUGAUUGAGAUGAUGAGUGCACACUGCAACUUUUACGUAUGAGGACCCUUUUCUUCUAGAAGCGCUGCAGGCGGCGGCGCAUUUGCACACGGUGCUUGUCAACAGUGGAGAUCACAAGGCUGUCUGCGUCGCAUGUGUUUGAACUCCGGCCAGUCGUACAGAAGCCAUCAUCAUGUUCAAUAAGAAGGAUCCAGAAAAAAUUACGCUGGUGACAGACUUCAGGAGCUCAUACACCGCUGAGGCAAGUGUGCCCAACCAGAUGGCGUUACAGGUAGAGACCAAUGGUGGCAUCAAUCAUUGCCAUGACAACAGCCGUGCACAGGAGGAUCGGGAGCAAGAGAAGAAAGUGGCCAAGAGGAGGUUGUAUGUGGUCUCUGUCAUCUGCCUCAUUUUCAUGAUUGGUGAAAUCCUUGGCGGGUAUCUUGCAGGCAGUCUUGCGGUGAUGACAGACGCUGCUCACCUGCUCGUAGAUUUCAUCAGCUUCCUCAUCAGCUUGUUAUCCCUCUGGCUCUCCUCCAGACCGGCCACACACAAGCUCAACUACGGCUGGCAUCGUGCCGAGAUUCUGGGUUCCCUGCUGUCAGUUUUCAGCAUCUGGCUGGUAACAGGAGUGUUGGUUUACCUGGCUGUGGAACGUCUCAUCACAAAUGACUUCACCAUCGAGGCCACUAUCAUGCUCAUUACCUCUGGCUGUGCUUUGUUGGCUAAUAUUGUCAUGGCCCUCAUCCUUCACCAGUCCGGCCACGGCCACAGUCACGGGGGUCUCAGCUCGCACGGCCACGGCCACAGCCACAAGAAUGGGAACAAACCCAAUCAAGUUUUAAACCACACAAACCACAAUGAUCAUGCAGACGCCGAGCAAAACGGGGCUGCUAACGGAGGGAGGGCUCAGCAGGAAAACGCCAGUGUGCGAGCGGCCUUUGUCCAUGUGUUGGGAGACCUUUUACAGAGCAUCAGCGUGUUUGUCAGCGCCAUCAUUAUCUACUUCAAGCCAGAAUACAAGAUAGCUGACCCGAUCUGCACCUUCCUGUUCUCCAUAUUUGUCUUGUGCACCACCAUCACCAUCUUGAGGGAUAUUCUUAUUGUCCUGAUGAAUGGCACUCCUGGGGGGAUGAAGUACGGUGAGGUGCGGGAUGGUCUGCUAGCAGUGAAGGGGGUGAAGGCGAUCCACAACCUUCACAUCUGGGCCCUGACCAUAAACCAGACUGUACUGACUGCACAUGUAGCCAUAGAUGAGACAGUGGAUGCUCAGACCGUCCUAAGAGAAAUGACACAGGCUUGUGUCUCCUCCUACAACUUCCACUCUGUGACAAUUCAAAUGGAGAGACAGACCGACCUGAAGCCUGGAUGUACCCUGUGUGAGGAGCCCAAGAUGUAGGAACCUGACGUAAUUAUUUUACCUGAGCCCAUCAGAAUAAGGCCAAGCUUUGCUCUGACCGCUGUAACAUCUGCUGUCUGGUUCCUGAGGUCUUAUGGUUUUACUGUGACGUUCAUAAAGUUCCCGUUUGUUGACACAAUAUUUACAUUGAAAUAGGAAUGAGUAUGUGCCUGAUUCGAGGGCAAGCUUCCUAAUGUUUUAAAUUAUUUGACCAUAAAGGUUCACUAUCCACACCAUUCCUUAUGCAUAAAGUUUUAACUUAAAUAUCCCUGAGAAGUGUAUUUGUGUUCAACUAUAAAUCACAAUGAAUUGUAUGAAUUAAAUUAAUCCAUCAUGAAUAUAUGCAUUUUAUAUUUUGUUUAAUGUUUUGAGUGUAAAAAAGUAAGCGUCAAACACUUUCCUGAAUUCUGCUGAUUUUUGAAAUACCUUUAUUUACUUAAAGCCCAAAUUCUGGUGCUAGGUGACAAUUAAGAAUAUAAUGGAAUAUAAUGUAGUAAGACUCAGGCAUGCUGUAUUGUUUUCAAAUAUUUAUUGAUCAACUCAUUUUAAUGUUAUCCAUGCUGAUUCAACACAUGUAGGCAUGAUUUGCUCGUCUGUCCUCUGUUAUGGCACUUAUAAAAAUCGGUGAUGCAUUAAAUCAUUAAUCAUUUUAUUUUCAUUUUAUAUUAUUGUUGUUUUAUAUUAUUGCCUUUCCUCUAAUCGAGCAAAGGCAGUAAUGGGGGUACCAGUAGUAAUCAUAUUGGCAAUUUGUUAAUUUCAAUUUGCCUCUGCAAGCAUUCAGACCAAUGCGUAAGUACUGCUUGUUUGAGCAUUGACCUACUGCAACAAUACACAGGAUACAGCCAUUUGUGCACAAUUUGGUACGUAAAUAUCAAACAAUAAAUACUUCAGUGACUAUUACACUAGCAUUCUCAGAAGUACUGUGUGUAAGAUGAGAGCAUCACACGUAUGUUAAAGUGUCUCUCCACUGCCUUUGUUGAGUUUUAAGG
This is a messenger RNA of Anoplopoma fimbria (sablefish), 2450 nucleotides long. It is a transcript of the gene slc30a8, whose product is annotated as solute carrier family 30 member 8. Gene Ontology annotation, cellular component: plasma membrane. Bases 256 to 1461 code for a protein of 401 amino acids. The transcript is spliced from 11 exons. Gene Ontology annotation, biological process: response to zinc ion; response to glucose; zinc ion transmembrane transport. NCBI's taxonomy places the organism in Eukaryota, Metazoa, Chordata, Actinopteri, Perciformes, Anoplopomatidae. Gene Ontology annotation, molecular function: zinc ion transmembrane transporter activity. The record is from RefSeq and is a predicted model, not a curated record.